Molecule: messenger RNA, 1072 nt
Organism: Musca domestica (house fly)
Lineage: Eukaryota; Metazoa; Arthropoda; Insecta; Diptera; Muscidae
Gene: bonsai
Product: small ribosomal subunit protein uS15m
Exons: 4
Coding region: 155-988 (277 amino acids)
Biological process (GO): translation
Cellular component (GO): ribosome
Molecular function (GO): structural constituent of ribosome
Source: RefSeq, a predicted model, not a curated record
UAGUGAGUUGGUUGUAGGGCAUUAAAAAGUUGCAUUUGCCCGCCUUUUUGGUUGUUUUUAUUUUUCUUGACAUAUCAGCUGUUUUCUGUCAUUGGGUGUCAAAUGUGUGUGUGACAUAACCUCAGCGUUGCGUUUCUUCUAGAGGAGGGUCAAAAUGAAUAUAACACCUAUUCUACGCACUGGUUUGUAUUUGGCCAAUCGUCCUGUGGUCAGACAGUAUGCAUUUAAAUCGGAUCUAAAAAUCAAAUGGGUUCGUCCCGAAAAAAUUCCUUCUAUUCAUCCGGAGAAAAGUGGUGAUUGCUCCAAACUGUCGGCAGUUAAUCCAAAGGAGUUGAUGCUUGGAUUUGAAAAGUCCAAAGAAUUGGAAACCGCUGAUGCGGCCGUCAAAUCUCUUUUUGAGUUGGGCAACAAUCCCUAUGUGAACACAACCAGAUACCACAGUGAACAAUUAAUCAAAGAGGUUCAAAGGCAUCCCUUGGAUUAUGGUUCCAUGGAGGCAAAAUUGGCCCGUAUGACCGUUUUCAUAAGAAGAUAUCAACAACAUAUGGAAGAACAUCCGCGGGACAAAAAACGUAAAGUUAUACUCAAGGAAAUGAUUGAAAAACGCAAGAAAUUCCUAAAAUACUUACGUCGUUGGGACUACAGGCGUUUCGAGUGGAUCUUGGAAAAACUGGAUUUGGUAUAUAAACCACCACCAGCUGAAUUCCAUUGGAUUACACGCAAAGAGUCGUUACAAAAGCUCACCGACAUCCAUUGUGAAAAAUUGAGACAAGAGAAAUUGGAUGAAUAUCGUAAAACCCUAGAAGAGCAGCAAAUUCCAUUUUUAGAGGAUGCCAUUAAGAAAAUGCAAUUUAUACGUCAGGAACAAAUUGAUUUGGGCAUACCGGUAACGGUUACCGAAGAAGACAUCGAACAGAAUAAAAAGAAACUGGCUGAAUUGAAGGCAUUCAGAGAAGAGACAAAAGCAGCUGCACGUAAAAGUAAUUAAAUGUAAAUCUACACAGCUAGCAGUUUUAUAGUCGUAAUAAAGAAUUGUUGUAAAAAAAAUAUUUAUUUAUGCGAAAAAACACUA